Molecule: messenger RNA, 740 nt
Organism: Mus caroli (Ryukyu mouse)
Lineage: Eukaryota; Metazoa; Chordata; Mammalia; Rodentia; Muridae
Product: odorant-binding protein 2a
Molecular function (GO): small molecule binding
Source: RefSeq, a predicted model, not a curated record
CACUCUGCCUAGGUGACCUGCCUUGUGUGAAAGCACAGUGCCUGGAGAUGAAGAGCCUGCUCCUCACCAUCCUGCUGCUGGGGCUGGUGGCUAUCCUGAAGGCUCAGGAAGCCCCGCCAGAUGACCAGGAGGAUUACUCUGGGAUCUGGUACGCAAAGGCCAUGGUACACAAUGGUAGCCUACCCAGUCACAAGAUACCCAGUAUAGUUUUCCCUGUGAGAGUAAUAGCUCUGGAAGAAGGAGACUUGGAGACCACAGUUGUAUUCUGGAAGAAUGGUCAUUGCCAUGAGUUUAAAUUCAUGAUGAAGAAAACAGAAGAGCCUGGCAAAUACACCGCCUUUCAUAACACGAAGGUUAUCCACGUGGAAAAGACGUCAGUGAACGAGCACUACAUUUUCUACUGCGAAAGCCGGCACAAUGGGAUGUCAUUCGGGAUGGGAAAGCUCAUGGGGAGAGACCCUGAUGAAAAUCCAGAGGCCAUGGAAGAAUUUAAGGAUUUCAUAAAGCGCAUGAAUCUCCGACUGGAAAACAUGUUUGUGCCAGAGAUCAGAGAUGAAUGUGUUGAAAGUGACUAGGCAGCUACCCAGGUCUGCAACAGCUGAGCCAGCCUUGCUUCCAACACCAGGCUGGGACAUCCCUUCACCACACCUCUCCUGGACCAAACUUCCCACUGCUUCACCACCACCACCUCAGUACCUGCUCCCUUCUCCCCUGACUCCAAAUAAAGCUCUUCAGCAGUG